AUUAUUUAACCCCACGAUAUCUUGCACUAUAGCUAGUGCGUUACACCUUCUUUACGAUUAACAACCAAAAUAUCACACUCUACGUAUGACUUGGAAAACAAACUGAAAAACUUUGUCGCAAAAAGCUACAAAAUGAGUUGCAUAACGCUGCUAUUGAAAGCAGCUAUCUGACGAUCGAGGUUUAAUCUAAAAAUGGAACAGCAGAGAUGCUAAAGGAAAACAGGUUAUUUUUGGUCUUGGACCAAUAUGAAUCACAUCUCCAUCGUCACAAUACCUGUCGUUGUAAUGCUCUGGCCUGGAAUUGCUGUCUUUUCCUUAUAUUUUUCUCCUGGUGUUUUUAUGCGACGUAACAGGAAGUUGAACAAAUCAGGAAUUGAUAAUACUUGCAAUCAUGCCAGGAGUAAAUAUCAAAGAUGAUGAUCGUAAGAGAAUUGAUCCUAAACUCAUGUGCUCUUCGUGUAAUCUGCUGCUGACAAGACCCAUGCAGACUACUUGUGGACACUUAAUUUGUUCAUCCUGUGUUGACACACUGCUGGAGGGUUCACGCCUAAUAUGUCCAGAAGAUGGAGUGGCAAUGAAAAAGGAGGAGAUAUUCCCGGACACAUUUAACAAUCGAUUGCUCGGGGAUUUGCCUCUGCACUGCCCUAAUACGGGAUGUCUUUGGAAUGGGACUUAUUCCCAGCUGGACAGUCAUUCUGACGUCUGUGAUCAUGCUUGGAUAAAAUGUACUCGCUCUGGAUGCGAGAUGAAGUUAAAACGCGGAAAUCUUCCCAAACAUGAGAAAGAUAAGUGCAAAUAUCGCAACGUGAAGUGUGAAUAUUGCCAACAAGAUGUUUCAUUUGCUUCUCUUAAGGUUCACGUUUCUACAGUCUGUAUGGGUGUGCCCGUAACCUGCAAAUUCUGCAAACAAGAGGUAUUGAAAAAGGAUAUUGAAAGUCACGAACAAGUUGUGUGUGGAGAGGUACCAGCAGAAUGCGAAUUCCACUCUUUGGGUUGUAAACCUGACAAGGCUUUGAAACGAAGUGAACUUCCCCAGCACAUGCACCACUCUUUGACGAGCCAUGUUACCCAACUAUUGCAUUUUACUCUUGGUUUUGAAACCCAACUAAGCAGCUACGUCCCACGACAAGAACUUACUGGCACGGUUCAGAAAUUCAACGAUGAUAUCUCCGAGAUUCACUCCGGCGUGGCUGAGAAAUUUGACACGGAACUCGGCAAAUUUACUGGAAUGGAACGAAGAAUUGAGAGUUUGGAAACCAGUCGUGACGGUGAAACAAGGAUGGGCGAUAAAUUCCGUGAUCUCGAGCGCAAGGUUUCUGAUAUUGCCAGUGAACUAUGCGCUGUACGUGAACGCAAUUUGAUCCUGGAGAACAAAUUGAAAGAAAAGAAUUUGCAAUUGGAACGGAUGCGAAGCAGGAUGGAUCAAGCGGACGAGUCUCUUGCUCUUAAUACGGUGAAGAUUGCCGACUUGGAAUCACGAGGUGGUCCACGUGCACAACAGUCUAUUCACAGUCGCAACGGGACCUUGCUGUGGAAGAUUGAAAAUUACGAGAGGAAACGACAAGAUGCCAUAAAUGGGGUGAAAACGUCCUUGUAUAGUCCACCCUUCUACAGCGCGCAGUAUGGUUAUAAGAUGUGCGCUAAAAUCUACAUGAAUGGCGAUGGCUUUGGAAAAGGAUCUCAUCUAUCACUCUUUUUUGUUAUCAUGAAAGGUGACUAUGACGCCCUUCAAUCUUGGCCAUUUCAAAAGAAAAUAACCAUGAUGCUCUUGGAUCAAGGUAAUGGAGAUCACAUGAUUGAUGCUUUCCACUCUGAUCCUCAAAGUUCGUCUUUUAAAUGCCCGAAUUCCGAAAUGAAUAUCGCAUCAGGAUCUCCAUUGUUUAUGCCUAUCGAUAGUUUGAGUAAUCGUCAAUAUAUAAAGAACGAUACUCUCUUCAUCAAAAUCAUUGUAGAAUAAAUAUUAGCGAACUGAUCCGAUUUUUAAUUAAAAGUAAAGACAACUUAGGUGAUAACUUAAAUAAUUGUAAUGCCUGGGUAACUAGCAUUUAUGCACUACUAUAAAGCUAAAGGAUGCUUGCCAGCAUCAACUGAGUCAAUUGAGUAGUUGAAAUAUUUGCUUAUUGCCUUAUCAUACUGUAUUUUUUAAUUAUUUGCAAUAACUUGUAUUACCGAAAUACAAUACGCUUUUGUGAUUAUCAGCUGUAAAUAAAAAAUCAUAUGUCA
Molecule: messenger RNA, 2223 nt
Organism: Dendronephthya gigantea
Lineage: Eukaryota; Metazoa; Cnidaria; Anthozoa; Malacalcyonacea; Nephtheidae
Product: TNF receptor-associated factor 3-like
Exons: 10
Coding region: 392-1957 (521 amino acids)
Biological process (GO): positive regulation of JNK cascade; protein K63-linked ubiquitination; regulation of canonical NF-kappaB signal transduction
Cellular component (GO): cytoplasmic side of plasma membrane; plasma membrane signaling receptor complex
Molecular function (GO): zinc ion binding; ubiquitin protein ligase binding; tumor necrosis factor receptor binding
Source: RefSeq, a predicted model, not a curated record